Rhizopus microsporus ATCC 52813 is the source of this 1656-nucleotide messenger RNA. RefSeq lists its product as uncharacterized. The record is from RefSeq and is a predicted model, not a curated record. Gene Ontology annotation, cellular component: integrator complex. NCBI's taxonomy places the organism in Eukaryota, Fungi, Mucoromycota, Mucoromycetes, Mucorales, Rhizopodaceae. The transcript has 13 exons. Bases 1 to 1656 code for a protein of 551 amino acids. Gene Ontology annotation, biological process: snRNA 3'-end processing.
AUGAAGACACCUGGUUUAGAUUCUUUUUAUCAGUUAUUAAAGGCGCGCGUAUUUUACAAUACUGAUUAUCAGUCGUGGUUACUUGAUUACAUGAAAAAUGCAACACUACCGAUACAUUCAAAGAUUGGAUCCAUCAUUCAUGAGUUUGUCACAUGUACUUUUAUAGUAGAUAAAGUACAGAGAAUACCUGAGAAUAUCAUUAUAGAAGAGUUUCGCGAUUGCAACAUCAUCACACCUACACAAGUACUUUUGCUCUUUUAUGUCUUGACACAUAAUGAUUUCUUUAUUGGAUGUCGAACUGAACCUAAACUGAUUGCGCUUGUUGCUAAUACAUCCGUAGAGCAAACAGAGUAUUCUACAGAGUUAUUAGAUCAGAUCCCAGUUAAAUAUAUAUUAAAUCAUAUCGAAACAUAUCAAGACGGAAAAGCGUACAAAACGAUAUUCUCAGACAUACUCGCUUUGUCUGCUAAUUUGUAUCCAGAAUUGUUUGAUGUUACCAGCUUUUUGAUGCAAGAAGGAAAAGAAGUGGAUAUGAUGUGGGAUACAGACGUCAAGAGAAGAAAGACAAAACAAUUAGAGCCAGAAGAAUUAGUGUCUAUAUUAGUCCAGCAUGAGAGUAAACAGACAGAUGUGAUUGAUGCUUUAUCUCGACUAGAAUACGCACCUAUUAGUCAUGCAGAAGAAUAUGCAAAGUGUAUGAUAUCAACGCUUUUACCGCCUUGUCUGGAUGAAACGUUGGAUUCUAGAGUGGCCAAUUGUUUUGUAUCUGCAUGGGAAUCAUUCAAUCAUGUCAUACCGCACAGCUUAUGGACAAUGACAAUCAAUUUGCUAACAGGAGAAAAUCAUAGCUUGAGUGACUUAAUACAAGACAUUCGAACUGCAUUCAAAUGUGACGAACGAGUGUUUCGAUCUCAGUACUUACUGCCAAUUUGGUUGCAUAUUCUAAUGUGCUUACGUACAACAUCAAAGCAUCGUAUAUGGAAGAGAUAUCACUCUGUUUUUUCUAAACAAGUUAAUCGAAAUGACUUUAAUUCCCGCAACGUACUUGCGUUAACAAAUGCCCAAGAUACAGUCAUGCUUCAGUUACUCCUUGAGCUUUGUCUUGAAAGACCUCAAGAUAAAGAACAUCCUGAGAAACUACAUGAUGCAAGAAUACUAAUAUGCAAUUUUAUACACUCUAUUUUUAUUGAUGGCGACCGUGACAUGCUGCUUGCAAAGAUACUUCAUUUUCAAACCUACCCCAUUGAACUCAUUCCUAUUAUGGUUGACCUAAUACCUUCUUUAUAUAUUGUUCUUGGAUUCAUCCCAGAACUGACCAGGCAGCCUCAAGUAGAAAAGCAGGUAUUUGGCAUCCUCUUAGCUUGUCACCUUUGCGAAAAAUACCCACUUGAAAACUAUCUAAUGACUGCAGAGAAACAUGUGCUUCCAAGGCUUUUAAAGAUUGCAUUUCCAGUAACAAAAGAAGGACAGCCAUCAACGGUCUGUGUGCCAUCUGAAUUCCUUAUCAAGGCAAUUCCUGGCUUUGUUCAUCUUGCUCGAGCCUUUCCUCACUUUGGCCCUCAAAUAUUAGAAGCAUUUGAUAGUAUCGCAAAGGGACUACCUCAGCCAAAAGAAUUUAUUGGUCAAGAGAGAUUCGAGGGAUCUGGUGCAGGCUGA